AUGCACCUAGAUCAUAAGAUCCCCUGGAAUACAGUGUCAUCACACUUCGCCUUCAUAAAGGACAACCCAUGCAUACGCAAAAAUGAUUUCGUCAUCCAUGAUAGCUUAGCUGAUCGUCAAUCCGCCGAGUUUAACUACUUCACGCGGACUCUUAUUUCCACCAUUGAGGAGUUCUCAACCACAGAGAGAGCCAAAUACCCACCUCCUGACGAUCUGCCAACAUCUGGCCCUCUAUAUGACUCGUCUAUUCUACCCGUCAUCGAAGAGAAGUACCAGCUUGGACCACACGAGACUAACUCCGCAGUAUCAAAUCCACUGUGUGAGGAGUUCCAGGAUGUUGACUAUUGGAUAAACCAAGCCCCUUAUGGCACCUCUACUGGGUAUCUAGCCGAUGCAGUAAAAAUGCUCAUUAUCUCGAAUGAGAUACUCGCUCUGUUACGUCUUGCAAACCACAAGAAAGUCCCACUAGAAGAUCUAAUCAAUCUAGGAUGGGGUCACAGCUUCGGUGUGACGCAUGUUGCUGACGUGGCUCUGGAAAUUUACAUGCUGCUGAAUAUCGCUGCUUCUGUCAAAGCCAGUGCGAAACCAGGAUCUGUGAAUGAUACAGGUUAUCUGACAGAGACGCAGCCGUUCAGAAAGUUUAUUGGUUGGGGAUUGGGCGACUUUGAUUUUCCAGCUCAGAAUAUACCACAUCGGUUGUUUUGGAAUGCGAAGGGCAUUUCUGAUCGUUCUGAGAUCCCAUCGUGGGACCCACUGAGCCUUGAAAGUGAUAAUGAGAGGAGGGACAUGAAGGAGUAUCUGAAGAUGUGCUUUGAACUGUUGUAUCGAUAUGACCUUUUGAUGAAGGAGAUAGGGAGGGACCCUGAGUGGAAUGAGAAGAUCCUAGGGAUACUGCGUAUAUAG
Molecule: messenger RNA, 903 nt
Organism: Penicillium robsamsonii
Lineage: Eukaryota; Fungi; Ascomycota; Eurotiomycetes; Eurotiales; Aspergillaceae
Exons: 1
Coding region: 1-903 (300 amino acids)
Source: RefSeq, a predicted model, not a curated record